CGUUCCAUUUCGGCGGUUCGGUUCGGACUAAACGAGGUUGUGAUCAGAGUGAGAGUCCUCUCCUCUCCAGCAACUCAACACUCCAACCUUAACCUUCAAGUUCUCGAAAUCCAUGGAUAUGGAAAUCGAUGCCUCGAAAGAUCUUCGUCUAAUCAAAGAUGAAGAUCUUUUCAAAGCCGCAGAGACCGGCGAUUCUUCCGCUUUCGCUGCCCUUGCACCACACCAGCUUUCUCAAUCUCUCUCCCUGAGAAAUGAGGAUGGCCGCUCUCUUCUCCAUGUUGCUGUCUCUUCAGGCCACGCCGAUGUGGUAAAGAUACUAGCUACUGCUGAUCAGUCUACAAAAUUAAUUAACUGUGCCGAUGAGGAAGGUUGGGCACCGAUUCAUUCUGCUGCUAGCAUUGGGAGGUCUGAUAUUUUAGAUAUCUUGCUAAGCGGAGGAGCCGAUGUAAAUUUGAAAAAUAAUGGUGGUCGCACUGCUCUUCAUUAUGCUUCGAGCAAAGGGUGGUUGAAGAUUGCUGAAACUCUUAUCUCACAUGGAGCCAAAAUUAAUCCAAAAGACAAGGUGGGCUGCACGCCGUUGCAUCGAGCAGCUAGCACUGGGAACUCAGAAUUGUGUGAGCUUCUGAUCGAGGAAGGAGCAGAAGUUGAUGCAACUGAUAAAGCUGGUCAAACACCUCUUAUGAACGCAGUAAUUUGCGAAAACAAAGAGGUUGCUCUUCUUCUAAUAAGACAUGGAGCGGACGUGGAUGUGGAAGACAGGGAAGGUUACACUGUGCGUGGUAGAGCUUCAAGCGACUUCAGGCCUACCCUGAUUGACGCUGCCCAAACAAUGCUUGAAGGAUGAUGAAAACGACGUCGUUGUUAAAAGCUGUACCAAGGGUUCCCUGUAUUCACUCCUCUAGUUAAUGAGAAAAGAAGGUUUCCAGUUUGGGUUCGAAUGCCAAAACCUGGUGUUCUUCAUUUUCCCUUUUUUAUUAUUAUUAUUAUUAUUAUUAUUAUUAUUAUUUUUAA
This is a messenger RNA of Cucurbita pepo subsp. pepo (vegetable marrow), 1011 nucleotides long. Its product is annotated as Ankyrin repeat family protein. NCBI's taxonomy places the organism in Eukaryota, Viridiplantae, Streptophyta, Magnoliopsida, Cucurbitales, Cucurbitaceae. The record is from RefSeq and is a predicted model, not a curated record. Gene Ontology annotation, molecular function: protein binding.